AUGCGUUCAUCCUUUGCUAUCCUCGCCAUGGCCGUCUCGGCCGUCUCGGCUCAGUCUGUCAAAACCUACAAGGACUCUCUCGAAAUGACCAUUGAUCCCAAUACUGUCGAGCUCACCACCAGAUCCGGUUGGUGCGGAGCCCAGCAAAACACUUGCGAUACUCUCUGCAAGGAUGACACCAUCAAGAACAACUGCAACGAUGAUACCCUCAACUGGGAAUGUACAUGCUCCUCCAACAGCUCGGCUCCCGGUCUCCAGUAUUACACCCAGACCAUGCCUACUUUCAUCUGUGAAGACCUCUUUGCGCAAUGCAUUUCGCAAACCAAUACCCAAAAGGGAAGCGAUGAAUGCGAGUCCAAGAUCAAGUCCAAGUGCGCCAAGCAGAACCCUCCUAAGAACCUCGCCAGCGACGACGACGACGACGAUACCAGCUCCAGUGCCACCGACACUGCUACUGCCUCGGCCACUCAGACUUCGUCGGGCGCUAGUGGCACCGCAGAGGCUGUGUCCACAACAACUUCUGAUGCCUUUGCUGCCCCUACCAUGGCGCCGGCAGGCAAGGGUGCCGCCGCCGCUGUUGCUCUCGGCAUGUUGGCCUACCUCGUCUAA
This is a messenger RNA of Fusarium poae, 609 nucleotides long. RefSeq lists its product as uncharacterized. The transcript is spliced from 3 exons. NCBI's taxonomy places the organism in Eukaryota, Fungi, Ascomycota, Sordariomycetes, Hypocreales, Nectriaceae. The record is from RefSeq and is a predicted model, not a curated record. Bases 1 to 609 code for a protein of 202 amino acids.